CAGAUGUUUUCAGUUCAGAUAGAAAAUUGUGCAUCUUCAAUAACAAGGUAAAAUAAAUAAAUAGAAGAGUAUUUUAAUCAAAAACGACUUAAAUAAAUCAAAAUCAAUAAAUAUUGUGCAUUUCUGGACGCCAGUAUUACAUAAUCAAGUUGUUUAAAUAAAAUGGCUCUAGGACUCUCGCAUGAAGAGACCCUCAAACGCUAUCUCUACACCUGCAGUUACUACGGUGCUUUUAUAACGGGAAACCCCGACAAACACUUCGGCAAUUCCACUGGACGUCUUACUUUUCGCUGGGCGAAGACAGCCCCCGAAGAGUUCGUCAAGAUCAUAACAACCGUCAGUGAAGAUGCUCUAUUAGUGAGACGCUCGAAUUUUUUCUAUUUACUGGCUGAAGGUUUACUCGAUAAAGAGGUACCAAGCGAAUUAAAGGCCGAAAUAAAGAAACUCGUUUUUAAAUUGAUCAAAACCGACCAAGAUUUUUUCGAUUUUAUUAAAUUUUACACGACACUACGAACCAAUAAACCAAAAAUAUCAACGACUUUGCGAAAAAUGAUUAUUAAGUUUUACCAAAACAAGGAACCGAAAGAGUUUGCCGAAACUGUGGCCAGACAGGAGAGUUAUCAUGGGUGGACGCAUAAGGAUCUCAUCAAAUUGACUCACUUUAAAUGCAAUAAUGUGGCGUGUGAACCGAUCAUGAAGUACGUCCUUUACGGCAUCGACCAGCUUCCCGAAGGCUCAGAUGAGACCUCAAAAUCCAUAAUCGAGUAUUUGAAAAAAUCCCACGAAUUGCGAACGACCGAAGACGUAGCCAAAGCUACCUCUCUUAUCAAAGAACUUCACGUCACUGUCGACCGUGUUAAUUCGAAAUUAAACAAAACCGAAGAAGUUUGGUUGGCAGCAAUUCCCGAAAUGACCACCCGUGAAGUUCUACAGUGCCUCUACCGAUUUUACAAAUUUGGUUUUUUUAAAGCUGGAAGCCAGUUUCAGGCAAAAAUUUGCGAAGCUUUGUCUGACGCUGAGAAAAUCAAAAAGUGCAAUUUGCAUCCGGUUGAAGUGUUCAUUUAUUUGAAGUUUUUCGAAAAAGGGGGAAAAACAAUGGACCCCAAGCUACUCGAAUACUUACAAAAGAAGGAAAUCAGGGAGGAAACCUUGAAACGAUUAACAACUCCGUCAGAACCCAAGUGCAAACCCGUCUUUCAGAGUAUUAACAAAUGUCUCAAACUGUCAUACGACAACGUCCAGCCAACUGGGAAAAGAUACAUGGUGACAAUCGACGUGACCGAAAAAACCGAAACAGUGUGUUUUCAUAACAAGCGAAUACCGUGUCUGGAAGCAGCCGUCGCGAUUAUACGAUUUUUGUCGAAAGUCGAGCGAAACGUCACCGUUGCUGUCUUCAAAGACAGUCAAAUCAACUUCGUCGACAUCAGCAAAUCUCACUCUGCCGUUGACAAGUUAUUCGAACACAAGUCGGCCUAUAUUUCGCCCAGCGCCCCCCUUGAUUGGGCCCGCAAUAAAAAGAAACAAAUCGACGUUUUCAUCAAUUUCAUGAGCUCGAACUGGCAGGCAAACGUCCCGCCAGAAAUCAAGGAAAAAAUGGAGAAAGUGACCGAAGCUUUGAGCAAAUACUCGAAGAAAAUGCAAUCACCGGAAACCCGUUUGGUGAAGAUCUAUCUAGAUGGCGCUGGGGGCGCGUUUGGUGAGAACACCAAGAAUAUACUGUCCAUAGCCGGCUUCAGCGUUGAUGUUCCUAAAGUAUUGGAAGCGUUCUGUAGAGGGCGCUUCUGUUGAAAAUUCUCGACUGUUUUCCCUCCUACAAGUGUUCAGUCAAAUCGACGAUAUUUUUUUUAUAAUUGAUUUUACGCGAGCGAAACUUUCGAAAUCCUGAAUGUUUUAGGUGUAAUUUUAGUUAUAUUUAACAAAUAACUUUUCUAGCGAAUAUUUACGAACUGAUCUGGACCGUUUGAUGUUGCGUAGUUAGGUUUUUAUGUUUUCUUUAAUUAAGUUACCAAAUUUCGCUUCAUGUUUGUUUAGCAGAGAUUCCAUGACUCUUUCAAUAAUAAAUCUGGGUGCCUUUGGAGAGUUUGGAAGUCUGUUUAGUGAUUAGUUGUAUUGACAGGUUCAGUGUCCUGAUUAUUUUAACGCACAAUCGGAUUAUUGGACUUGGUUUUGUUAGGUUAGUUUUUUUAAACUAAAUCUCAUGGUUAUCGACUUACCUACUGAUAAAUUGUCUGUGAAUGCAUUUUUGAAAUAUCGUUAAAUUUGCUAUUUAUUACGGUUAGAAUUGGUUUUUAUUUAUUUUUGAUACACUUAUGUAUGACACACAAUGAUUUACAAUUCCUGUAUGUUUUGGAAAAAUAAUAAAAAUUUACAAGGA
Tribolium castaneum (red flour beetle) is the source of this 2374-nucleotide messenger RNA. Its product is annotated as RNA-binding protein RO60. The record is from RefSeq and is a predicted model, not a curated record. NCBI's taxonomy places the organism in Eukaryota, Metazoa, Arthropoda, Insecta, Coleoptera, Tenebrionidae. Gene Ontology annotation, molecular function: RNA binding. Bases 163 to 1788 code for a protein of 541 amino acids. Gene Ontology annotation, cellular component: ribonucleoprotein complex. The transcript is spliced from 6 exons.